This is a messenger RNA of Benincasa hispida (wax gourd), 814 nucleotides long. RefSeq names its product CLAVATA3/ESR-RELATED 26 (gene CLE26). The record is from RefSeq and is a predicted model, not a curated record. NCBI's taxonomy places the organism in Eukaryota, Viridiplantae, Streptophyta, Magnoliopsida, Cucurbitales, Cucurbitaceae.
CAGAAUCCACCAACCCUAUAAAGAAAAAAAGAAUGCUCCCUAAUUAAACAUGCAGCCGCUGCCAAAACAAAUACCCAUCUUCCUUCUUCUCUUCCUUCCUUCUCCUAUUGAUCUUAAACACUAAUCCCAUACUUCUUCUCUUCAUUGUUUCGAUAUCAAUCGCCGUUAUCUUUCUAUCUUCAGGUCGUAAAAGUACGACGCAUCGCUCUCGACAUAACCUAGAAGAAGACUAUAUACACUAAAUAAAGUUCUCUCUCCCUCUAUAUAUAUAUGAGAAGUGUAGAUAGUUGUAGCUACUUUUCUUACUUGAAGGUCUUGCUUGGAGCUGUGGUUGUGGGGCUGUUUGUAUGGCUUUUAAUCGUUGGGUCGCUGCCACCAGGGAGAACAACAAGCCGGCGGCCGGCAGCUGAGUCUGAAGUUGAGGGAAGCCAUGUCAUGAAGCAAGCUGAGGAAUUGGCUAACAACAACCAUCCAAAGUUGGAUCCUAACUUUAUGAGCAAAGUUAAAGUUCCUAAAGGACCAGACCCCAUUCAUAACAGGAGAAUUGGGGUUAAAGGAGGACCUCCCAGAGGAGCUUAGACUUUGUACACAGAAAGGCAUAGAUUCCUUCCUCAGCUUUAUAUAGCAGUUUAAAUAUUUAAAGAUCAUUAUUAUGAAGAUUUCUUUUUUCUUUUCUUUUUUUGGGUAAUUUCAAUAAGGGGAAAUGUAUAAAAUCUCUGAAUAAAUCUGGAUUGUAUAGAAUUGACGCACACUCAACUUUGUACCUUUUGUAGAACACUAACUCUUCAUAAUAUCCCUCAAAUUUUUCUAAAAA